Branchiostoma belcheri (Belcher's lancelet) is the source of this 1006-nucleotide messenger RNA. RefSeq names its product signal recognition particle receptor subunit beta-like. The coding region runs from base 62 to 793 and encodes 243 amino acids. NCBI's taxonomy places the organism in Eukaryota, Metazoa, Chordata, Leptocardii, Amphioxiformes, Branchiostomatidae. The transcript is spliced from 4 exons. Gene Ontology annotation, molecular function: GTP binding; GTPase activity. Gene Ontology annotation, biological process: intracellular protein transport; protein localization to organelle; Golgi to plasma membrane protein transport. The record is from RefSeq and is a predicted model, not a curated record. Gene Ontology annotation, cellular component: Golgi apparatus.
CUAAACUCUACAAAAGGUGUUGAGUGAAAACUACAUAGAGAGCCUCUCCAGAGUUUCCAAGAUGCCUGACGCUAGCGUGGCGGAUAUGCUGGACCCUGCCAUGAUUGUGCCCGUGCUCGUAGCUUUGCUGGUUGUGGUGCUCACCGCCGUGCUCCUGAAGUUCGCCUUCGGCGGCAGAAGCAGCAGAAAUGCCGUCCUGUUGGUGGGGCUGUGCGAUAGCGGAAAGACAACGCUCUUUGGGCAGCUAACAGAGGGAAAAGCAGUGAAGACUCACACCUCCAUCAAGAAGAACCAGGGGACAUAUAACCUGCAGGAGGGCAAGAAAGGCAGUCUACAGCUUGUAGACCUGCCAGGACAUGAGCGUCUCCGUCUCCUAAACCUAGACGAGCACAAGGCGGCCGCCAAGGCCAUUGUCUACCUGCUGGACUCUUCCACAUUUCAGCGCGACCUUCGGGACAUCGCCGAGUUCCUGUACAUCCUGCUAGUGGACGCAGCGCUGGCAAAAACCCCGUUCCUGAUCGUGUGUAACAAGCAGGACAUGGCGCUGGCCAAGUCGGAGAAGGUUGUGAAGGGGAUGCUUGAGAAGGAAAUCAACAUGCUGCGAGUCACUCGCCAGGCAGCUCUUGAAGGUACAGAUGGCAGUAGUGGCAACAACAACACCUUCCUGGGGAGGAAGGACAAAGACUUUGAGUUUACGCAGCUGCAGCAGCAGGUGGUGUUUGUGGAAUGCAGCUGUUUGGAGGGAAAACUGAAUGUCACAGGAGUGGAAGACUGGAUCAACAACGUUGCAUAGACAUUACAAGUCACAUUAGAAAUGCUUUAUAGAUUAGCUACAGGUCAUAAAUAUACAUGUAGAGUACUAAACGGUGUAUUCCGUAUCGCCCGAGGUACCAGCCAGACCGUGGGUCGGAUCGCAGGAGGGCUGGGACCAAGGGUGAUGUGUAAUACACCGUGUUGUAUUUUAUUUAUGUCAUACCCACCCGAGAAUGCGAAAUGUGUAUCUAAA